UGCUCAGCAAUGCAUGGCUAGACUUAAGAAAAAUUUAGUGCAUCCAUUUUUAAACUCUGGACAUAAAUAUAUUUAAAAAAAAUAAUUAAACAUCAAGACCUGAGCAAAGACUAACUGAACUGCAAGCUACAAAAUUCACUUUAUUAAAUCAAGGGCAAACUGGAGGCAGAGCAAGAGAAAAUUUCCAGCAACAGUAGCACCACAGUCUAAGACAUCAACAAAAUCCCACAUCCAACGUGAGGUUUCGGAAGUUUGCUGAGCGAACAUUUGUGAAGACUGGGCAUGGUGCUUCUCUUUCUCUUAGCAGCUUUGCUGCAAGAGCCGGUUUCAAGCACGUUGUACGGAUCCAGGUUUUUGACAGGUGAGGUUGGCGGAUCGAUCGCCCAUCAGUGCUUCUACUCCAUCACGCCAGCCAACAAACACGACCGAAAAUAUUGGUGCAAAAUAGCAGGAAACCGAGUUUGCUACACCAUCAUUUCUACAACCGGCUACACCUCAAAAGACUACGUGGGGCGAGUGUAUCUCGAGGACAUCCCCGAGAAUGGCACCUUCGCCGUGACGAUGACAGAGCUGAAGAAGAGCGACACGGGGACCUACCGAUGUGGCAUCGGCCCCACCAACAGAGACCUGUACGUCAGCCUGAACCUGACGGUUUUGGCAGAUGCCAGUGUGUUGGGGCCGAUUGAGCUUGUCUGGGGGAAGCUCCGUGGCUCUGUCACGGUCCUGUGCCCAUCUGGGGACAGCCAAAGUGGCAAGAAGAGGUUCUGGUGCAAACUGGGGAGAACUGGCUGCGCUCUCAUAGCCGACACUGAUGGCUACGUCGAGAAGAGUUACGAAGGACGAAUCUUUAUCACUCCUCAGGAGAGCUCAGGAGCUUUCAAAAUCUUGAUAAAUGACUUAAAAAGGGAAGACUCGGGGCUGUACAGGUGUGGGAUGGGAAGGCUCAGUGGUCGGGACGGCCCACGGGUGGUAGCUCUGCAGGUGACAGCAGCCUCCACCUUUCCCAAGAGACCAAAAUUUCUCAGCGGCACAGUCGGAGGCUCCCUGUCCGUGAAGUGCCACUAUGAUCCCGAGGGCAACUACGACAAGAAGUAUUUGUGCAGGUGGAAGGAAGCGAGCUGCGAGCUGCUCGUGGAUGAGGAUGGGUUUGUGCACGAGUCCUACAAAGGGCGAAUACAAAUAGCCAGCAGCGACCAGGAAAAUGGGACUUACACCGUGGUGAUGAGCCACCUGAGGGAGGAGGAUGCAGGAUGGUACUGGUGCGGGGCUAAAAACGGGCACACAGAGCACACGUCCUCUGUGAAGCUGCGCAUCCAGAAGGAAACCUUCUCUUCACAAGACCCAGAAACAUCCACUCUUGUGACAUCCACUUUAUCAAGCCCAGCCACCUACAGCACAACCACGCAGAGGAGCAUCACGGGCCUGACAUACACGAUGGGCACCGUCACCGAGAUCACCAGCACCCCGCUGCCCACCGCCCCCCCUGGCACCUUUGUAACCUCCCCAGGCAAAAUCUAUUCUCGUGAGAGCUCAUCAAGCAAAUCACGCCUGCUCCCUGUUGUGUUAUCGGCUCUCAUUUUACUGAUUUUCAUCACUAUUGCUAUUUUCAUCCUGGCCAAAAUAAAGCUUCAAAAGGACACAGGAGAAGAAAGAACCACCAUAGAAAACUUGGAAGCAGCGUCUGUUGGGGCUGGUCUGAACCCUGAAAAAGAGCAAACGAUGGAGGAAACACCAAGUCCAGAAAAAGUGCACAAAUGCAGGACAGACUCUGGCAAACGUGGGUGGGCAUUUUCUGGAACUGGCACUGCAAGGGUCAUCUCCAUGAUAGAAGAGAAUAAAAAUAAGUUUUAAGCAGAGGAUUUGCAUUUUAGUGUGCAAAAAUACCUCCACAAGAUAGACACCAAAUUGGCAGUCCAGGAAUUAUAAUCCCACAGUUCAGGAUUUAUGUUCUGAUGCCAAACCAUUGCCUUUAUUCUUUACCAAGAGAUGUUGAAUCACAGAUUUCAAAAGACAUGGAUUAAAUCCUGUGAGAUUUAUAAAUUUAUUAUAGGGUUGAUUAUAGUUUUUGCUUACGCAUAGUAAACACGUUAUCGCUCUUCCUGCUUGCUUGUUUCAAUAAAAUCUGAUUACUUAUGACCUCUUGCAAUAUUGCACAGAAGCAAUUCCUGUUCACUGUGUUGCAAAAUCAUAUAAUUUUCUUUUGUCCUGCUUGUGCAGAUAAUCUGUGCUGUCCUUGGAAGAUUCAGGAUGACCAAUUUACGUGUAAGAGUUGGUCUUCUGUCAAAAUAGAAAAACACUGGGCCUCACUUGGAAUAACAAUACUCUUUAGAGGAAAGCUCUUGUAGAAAACAUCUGAACAAAUAUUUUU
Tyto alba (common barn owl) is the source of this 2368-nucleotide messenger RNA. Its product is annotated as polymeric immunoglobulin receptor-like. The record is from RefSeq and is a predicted model, not a curated record. The coding region runs from base 283 to 1851 and encodes 522 amino acids. The transcript is spliced from 8 exons. Gene Ontology annotation, molecular function: transmembrane signaling receptor activity. Lineage: Eukaryota; Metazoa; Chordata; Aves; Strigiformes; Tytonidae. Gene Ontology annotation, cellular component: plasma membrane.